AUGAUGUACACCACAACUACAUCGGAAGAGUUUCAGAACAAGUUUUCAAGAUCCAUGGAUGGGCCAAACAAUCAUACCAUCUUUUCAAAACAAUCUACAUCAGCUCAUAAUAACGACCCUAAUCUUUUGAGAACUUCCCAACGCUUUCAAGGUACAGUCUCGAGCAAAGAAGUCAAUGUUUACAGAGGAACUGGAGGUGGAUUCAAAUCAAACAAUAGUUGCUUCAUUCCGACCGACAAUGAAAUUCCAGUUCAACCAGUUGCUCGAUGGAGGGAUCGCUUAAUUGAUCCUUCCUAUCAUCCUUCAGACCUUACAAUGACCCAAUCCUCGUUCAAUAAGCACUCCAGUUUGAUUAAGGAAAAGGAGCAUGCACAAACUCUCGUCCAAACACUACAAAAGGCGUCUGGUGGAAACCAUUCACUCCAUGAGGAUCCUCUCCUUUCUUCUCAUCCAACAGGAUACAAGAGUAAUUACAAAUCGAAAAAUAUUGUUUCUGGAUGCACCUACCCUGAACAUUUGGAAUUGACUACAAGUCAUCAUGUGAGUGAAACAAAGGAUAAUUUCAAGUAUUGUGACCCUUAUCAAUAUUCUCAAUUUAUGUCUACUCUCAAGAACUAG
Messenger RNA from Naegleria fowleri, 618 nucleotides. RefSeq lists its product as uncharacterized. Bases 1 to 618 code for a protein of 205 amino acids. The record is from RefSeq and is a predicted model, not a curated record. NCBI's taxonomy places the organism in Eukaryota, Heterolobosea, Eutetramitea, Acrasida, Naegleriidae. The transcript has a single exon.